Messenger RNA from Bicyclus anynana (squinting bush brown), 588 nucleotides. RefSeq names its product acyl-CoA:lysophosphatidylglycerol acyltransferase 1-like. The coding region runs from base 1 to 588 and encodes 195 amino acids. Gene Ontology annotation, molecular function: acyltransferase activity. NCBI's taxonomy places the organism in Eukaryota, Metazoa, Arthropoda, Insecta, Lepidoptera, Nymphalidae. The transcript is spliced from 4 exons. The record is from RefSeq and is a predicted model, not a curated record. Gene Ontology annotation, cellular component: endomembrane system.
AUGAAUUCGCAUGUGAGCCCGCCGGCGAGGGCGCGGGCGCUCGCCGCCGGGCGGAUUUUAAAUUUCGCCAUUGUCCGCCCGACGAAAGCCUCGGGCAGCUGUCGCAGAGGGAGGUGCGCGAGCGAGCUCGACGAUGAACCGACGCGGCGCUGCUUUUUCAGCCGGUACGUGAGGGUCGCGCUGCGCACGGCAUUCGCGGUCGUGAACAACCUUUACUGCAUCCCCGCUUACGUGGUGUGGAUGAUGGCGCUGCGUCUCACCCGUCCCCUGUACGCACCCCUCUAUUGGAAGAUCGAAGGGCUCAUGUACCACUGGCUCUUGGCGAUGGUGUCGCUGUGGUCGUGGACGGCCGGAUACGAGAUUGUGGAGACCGGCGACGAGCCAGCGGCGUGCAGCAACCGGCGCACGCUCGUGCUCGCCAACCACCAGAGCACGGCCGACGUGCCCGUGCUCAUGGCGGCAUGGAACCCGCGGCCCGGCGUGCUGUCCAACCUGAUGUGGAUCAUGGACCGGGUCUUCAAGUUCACCAACUUCGGCAUCGUCAGCGUUCUGCAUCAAGACUUCUUCAUACAAGCGAUGGUUCUGUAA